Messenger RNA from Prosopis cineraria, 1548 nucleotides. Its product is annotated as cysteine-rich receptor-like protein kinase 42. Bases 71 to 1450 code for a protein of 459 amino acids. The transcript has 7 exons. Gene Ontology annotation, molecular function: protein kinase activity; ATP binding. Gene Ontology annotation, biological process: protein phosphorylation. NCBI's taxonomy places the organism in Eukaryota, Viridiplantae, Streptophyta, Magnoliopsida, Fabales, Fabaceae. The record is from RefSeq and is a predicted model, not a curated record.
UGCCGUCUCUUGUGGUAAUCAAGCUGUUGGAGAAUCCGCAACAUUUAACUCAGCUGUGCUACAAGUGCUAAUGAAUCUGCAGACAACAACACCCAAAAAACAAGGGUUUUUUGCAGCCACAAAGAUAGAAUUGCCUAAUAAUGGUACAACUAUUUACGCCUUUGCUCAAUGCAUUGAAACUAUCACUCAGAAUGGAUGCUUCGAAUGCUUGAAGACUGGCUAUCACAAUAUGCCAACUUGUCUUCCCAAUUCGGAUGGCAGGGCUUAUGCUGAUGGCUGCUUCAUCAGAUACUCCAACUCUUCCUUCUUUCCUGAUAAUUACCAGAUGAUUGAAAUCAUCACUAAUUCUUCUGUAGGCAAACAAGGUUCAAGGAAAAAAGGGGCUGUUAUCGGUGGAGUUGUUGGAGGGGUUACUCUUAUUUUGAUCCUCCUUUUAUUAUCUACCUGUUUUAUUAGACGAUCAAAAAGCUCUAAGAGAAUUCACAGAGGGGACGUAAUUACAGCAACUAUGCUGAAAGGCCUAGUUUCUUACUGUUAUAAGGAUUUGAAGUUUGCAACUCAGAAUUUUAGUGAAGAAACUAAACUAGGAGAAGGAGGAUUUGGUGCCGUAUACAAGGGCACUCUAGGAGAUGGCAAAGUAGUUGCAGUCAAGAAGUUAACUUUACAACAUUCCAGAAAGACGGAGGAAGAUUUUUUCAGUGAAGUGAUGCUUCUAAGCGACGUUCACCAUCCGAAUCUCGUUCAACUUUUGGGAUGGUGUUGUGAAGGCCAUGUCAGAAUCCUUGUAUAUGAAUACAUGAAAAACAACAGUCUGGACAGAUUUUUAUUUGGUGAAAGGAAAGGUUAUCUCGACUGGAAGCAACGAUAUGAUAUAAUUUUGGGAAUAGCAAGAGGUUUGACUUAUCUCCACGAGGAAUCUCAUCUUCGUAUUAUACAUAGAGAUAUAAAGACUAAUAACAUUCUCUUAGAUGACGAUCUACAAUCUAGAAUUGCUGAUUUUGGGUUGGCAAGACUUUUACCUGAAGACAAAUCUCAUCUUAGUACAAAAUUUACAGGAACAUUGGGGUACACAGCACCAGAGUAUAUAAUCCAUGGUCAAUUAUCAGAGAAGGCCGAUGUCUAUAGCUAUGGUAUUGUAGUCCUUGAAAUUAUUAGUGGCCAAAAAAGCAAAGCAUUAGAGGAUGAUGGCGACAAUGAAAACGAGUUCCUCCCUCUAAAUGCUUGGAAACUAUAUGAGAGAGGCAUGCACUUGGAUUUGGUGGACAAAACCUUAGACCCAAAUGACUAUGAUGCAGAAGAAGUGAAGAAAAUCAUAGAGAUUGCUUUGCUUUGCACCCAAGGAUUUGCUGACUUAAGGCCAACAAUGUCUGAAAUAAUUGGUUUGCUCCAAAGCAAGGGCUUGCUAGAGCAUAUGAUUCCCACUAUGCCUGUCUUAAUUGUAACUAAUUAGGGGCUAAUAUUAAUCUUUACCUCUUCAUAUAUAUACUAAACCAGCAAGAUGAUGUAUUUUACAGGAAUGGGCACUUAUGAGUGACUUCGAGUUUGGAA